Messenger RNA from Odocoileus virginianus texanus, 1942 nucleotides. The record is from RefSeq and is a predicted model, not a curated record. NCBI's taxonomy places the organism in Eukaryota, Metazoa, Chordata, Mammalia, Artiodactyla, Cervidae.
AUGGGGCGCUGGGCCCGGGUCGCCAGCCCCUGCCCCUCGCCCGGGUCGGCCCUGCUGCUGCUGCUGCUGCUGCUGCCUCGCGGGGCACAGACCCAGGCUGCCAGGAGCCAAAGGGAGCCCCCAGAACACAAUGCCACAGUAACUCCUGCGACCCCUGUAACGUCGGCGACCCCCAGCACUGCAGCCGCGGGAGCACUCCAGGCAGAGGGGCCCCCUGGUGGCGGGCUCACCCCCCUGCCCAGGGGAGCCCCCUCCAACAGCCCUGGGGGCACAGUGCUCACCGAGGCCGGGCAGCCCUGCAGGUUCCCCUUCCGCUACGGCGGCCGCAUGCUGCACUCCUGCACGGCAGAGGGAAGCGCCCACAGGAAGUGGUGUGCCACGACCCACAAUUACGACCGGGACCGGGCCUGGGGCUACUGUGUGCAGGACCCCGCUCCCCGGGGGCGCCCAGCCCCCCGGGACCCCUGUGCCUCUGGCCCCUGCCUCCACGGGGGCUCAUGCUCCAGCACGCAGGACCCCGAGUCGUACCACUGCACUUGCCCCGCGGCCUUCACCGGCCAGGACUGCGGCACAGAGAAGUGCUUUGAUGAGAGCCGCUACGAGUACCUGGAGCCAGGCGAUCGCUGGGCCCGUGUGCACCAGGGCCGCGUGGAACAGUGCGAGUGCGCGGGGGCCCAGGUCCGCUGCGAGGGGACCCGCCACACAGCUUGCCUGAGCAGCCCCUGCCUGAACGGGGGCUCCUGCCACCUGAUCGUGGCCACCGGCACCACCGUCUGCGCCUGCCCCCCAGACUACGCCGGUCGGCUCUGCAACAUCGUGCCUGCUCAGCGCUGCUUCGUGGGGACGGGCACAGAAUAUCGAGGUGUGGCCAGCACGGCGGCCUCGGGCCUCAGCUGCCUGGCCUGGAACUCCGACCUGCUCUACCAGGAGCUGCACGUGGACUCCGUGGGCGCCGCGGCCCUCCUGGGCCUGGGCCCCCACGCCUACUGCCGGAACCCAGACAAGGAUGAGAGGCCCUGGUGCUACGUGGUGAAGGACAACGCCCUCUCCUGGGAGUACUGCCGCCUGGCGGCCUGCGAAUCCCUUGCCAGGAUUCAGCCCCCGCCCACCGAGGCCCUGCUGACCCUCCCUGGGCCCGCGGCUGCUGGGCCAGCUGGACGCCAGACCUGCGGCAAGAGGCACAAGAAGAGAACCUUCCUGCGGCCGCGCAUUAUUGGCGGCUCCUCCUCGCUGCCCGGCUCCCAUCCCUGGCUGGCCGCCAUCUACAUCGGGAACAACUUCUGUGCAGGGAGCCUCGUCCACACCUGCUGGGUGGUGUCUGCCGCCCACUGCUUCUCCAACAGCCUUCGGCUGUCACUGGCUCCCGCGCAGCAGGCUGACCUCCGACCUCUCUCCCGCCCAGUCCUGAUCCGGCUGGAGAAGAAAGGGGAGCGCUGUGCUGUCCGCUCCCAGUUUGUCCAGCCCAUCUGCCUGCCUGAGCCCGGCAGCCCCUUCCCCGCGGGACACAAGUGCCAGAUAGCGGGCUGGGGCCACCAGGAUGAGAACGUGAGCGGCUACUCCCCCUCGCUGCGGGAGGCGCUGGUCCCCUUGGUCGCGGACCACAAGUGCAGCAGCCCCGAGGUGUAUGGGGCCGACAUCAGCCCCAACAUGCUGUGUGCCGGCUACUUCGACUGCAGGUCGGAUGCCUGCCAGGGAGACUCCGGUGGGCCGCUGGCCUGCGAGAAGAACGGCGUGGCCUACCUGUACGGCAUCAUCAGCUGGGGCGACGGCUGCGGGAGGCUCAACAAGCCUGGUGUCUACACCCGCGUGGCCAACUAUGUGGACUGGAUCAACGACCGGAUUCGCCCCCCCAAGCGACCCUCGAGUCCCUCCUGAGCCCUGCCCACCCCCACCUCCCCGCCAUUCCCUCCUUGCUGCCAAUAAAGAUGUUUCCAAGACUCCA